Molecule: messenger RNA, 2489 nt
Organism: Xylaria bambusicola
Lineage: Eukaryota; Fungi; Ascomycota; Sordariomycetes; Xylariales; Xylariaceae
Product: Scd6-like Sm domain-containing protein
Exons: 4
Coding region: 175-1803 (542 amino acids)
Biological process (GO): cytoplasmic stress granule assembly; P-body assembly
Cellular component (GO): P-body
Molecular function (GO): mRNA binding
Source: RefSeq, a predicted model, not a curated record
UUUUCAUCCCACACCACACAUCUAUCUAUAUUGCAGCGCAUGCAUCUCACGACUCUCACCGUCAAUUGGUGCUUGCGCCCGCUUCAGCUUUUAUAGUGAAGCUAUCUAUAAUUUCUCACCGCAUCCGUUUUCUGUAUUCUGUUUCUUGCGCUUGAAGCGCACAAUAAACUAGCCAUGUCCGAAUUCCUUGGCGCGAGGAUAUCUUUGAUAUCGAAGAGUGAUAUUCGCUAUUCCGGUAUUUUACACGAAAUAAACAGUGAAGAGUCGACAGUCUCACUUGAAAACGUUAAGUCGUAUGGCACCGAAGGACGGCGGGGAAACCCAUCGGAAGAGGUGCCUGCUUCGGAGCAGAUCUAUGAGUACAUCGUUUUUCGAGGUAGCGAUGUAAAGGAUCUUCGUAUUGAGGAGGCUCCCAAUGCGCCCAAAGAGACCCAACCUCCACCGGUCCCCAAUGACCCUGCUAUCGUUGGUGCACGCACUCGUCCGGUUGGUGCUGCUCCCCCUGGUCCCCCCGGCCAAGGUCCAGGACCUGCUGGUUAUCAACCCCCGUAUCCGUCAAAUUACUAUCCUCCGCCUCCGGGUCAAUGGGGACGCGGUGGGCCUGGGCCUGUCCCAGCACCAGGCCAAGGUUUCAAUGGAAUGACAUAUCCACCGCCGCCUGGGUGGUUUCCGCCUGGUCAAGGAUUUCCUGGUGGCCCCGGCCCUUGGAAUAACUUCGGGUACCCGCCUGGGCCCCAAGGGCCACCUGGCACGCCUGGCCAGGGCAUGAGAACAACCCCACAACAAGACAAUAAGCCUACACCUAUCGGUGCUGGUGCCGACAAGCAGAAAUCGGUUGGUGGUCCCGCGGUUGAGUUACCUACGGAAUCUAAGACAUUUGGACAGUCUUCUUCGCAGCCUGUCUCGAAAGAUGCAGCGCCUACCCCUCCCGUUGAGUCGAAGCCUACUGCAGCAGAAGUGAAGGCUACCGCGGACUCUCUCUCGACGAACAAGGUCACAGCGAAUAACACCGACCCCAAAAGUGUACCGACUGGCCCUAGGAGUAGUCGUAUCACGCCUGCUGUACCUAACCCCGCAGCUAUUCUAUCUAGGUCCGGCCCUCAAGCAAUUGCUGCUACUGCAUCUGUUAAACCUGCAGUUGAACAAUCUAACGCUCCCCCGAGUGCUGCAGCUUUGCGGGAUGCUACUCAAGCUGCGAAAGCAGCAGUCGCUGUAGCUAUGGCGAAGUUGGAUAAUCCCAAUGCUACUACUGUUGGUAAUACUUCGAACACAGCGAACAACGCUAUAGAUAACCUCACCACGAAAGUGAAUGAGAUGAGAGUCAACGCGCCGAGAGGUGGUUCGACAAGAGGGCGUGGUCGUGGGGGCCGAGGUGGCGCCCAGUCCAAAAUUGAAGUUCCAGAUGCCGACUUUGACUUUCAGACAGCUAACGCUAAGUUUAACAAACAAGAACUUGUAAAACAAGCGAUCAGCGGCUCACCCGUGGGUGAUGUUCCCAACGGUGAUGGUCCUGAAACGCCAGAGCCCGAAGAUGGCGCUUAUAAUAAAACCAAAUCAUUCUUUGACAAUAUUAGCAGUGAAGCUAAAGACCGAGCAGAGAAUGGUGGCCAGAAACCGGGAGGGCGAGAAUGGCGUGGAGAAGAGCAGCGCAAGAACAUGGAAACUUUUGGCCAAGGAAGCGUCGAUGGCGGCUAUCGUGGUCCCUACCGCGGUCGGGGCCGGGGUCGAGGACGUGGUAACAUGCGUGGCCGUGGUGGAUCUCGAGGUCGGGGUGGCUUUAAUCAACCAGCCCCCUUACAGUAAUCCAACAACCGCCACCCAAUUUCGGCCCGUACCAAGUCAAGUCAGUCAGAAAUUCAGAAUGUUGACGUCCCGGGCUUUCUCGAUUUCUGUUUCUAGAGCCUAGGCUGCCGGAAAUGCGUUAUCCAUUGGCUUACAAUGCUUCAUUGGAGAAUAAGACGCAUAUCAUAGUGUCUACCCACAAUUCUCGACAUCAGUGGGACUGGACUUGCCCUGGGAAAAUUCUCCUUCCCGUAAAGUUGUGCAGCUGUAAUAGUAUGAUCGUCGUACAGUUUCGUUUUUAUUUUCAUGGUCAGGAGUCGGUUCUCGAAGCGAGCGGGUUCUUAAUCGCCAACACAGCGGCUCGAACGGUUGAGACAAAAGCUGGUGUAGUGGUUCAUGGCUACGGCGUUAGGUAUCGUCUCUUCUGGCAUGAUUUCGGGCACGAUGUACGUGCAUCUUGAACUGGCUAAGCACAGGCUGGUUCAAUCGGAGUAACUAUCUUAUUGGUGACAGACAGAUACACUGAAGGCGACGAAUCCAAAGUGCAUGAAACGGGCUGAUGAGCGACGCAAUUCAUGUCUCGAUGACGGCAAAAGAUGAAAACACCAGUGGGCUUGGAAUCAUAGAUACACAAAUGCAAUGGCUUGCAAACUCAGAUGAAGGCCUACCUUCUAGCCAUACGAUAAUACAUGAUAUCUCAAGCCUAU